This is a messenger RNA of Esox lucius (northern pike), 1024 nucleotides long. RefSeq names its product ladderlectin-like. NCBI's taxonomy places the organism in Eukaryota, Metazoa, Chordata, Actinopteri, Esociformes, Esocidae. The transcript has 3 exons. The record is from RefSeq and is a predicted model, not a curated record. Bases 389 to 703 code for a protein of 104 amino acids.
GUUUCCAUAAAUACAAGUCCACAUUUUGUCUGGCAGAUGGGAACAGGAAUGAUGGAUGUGUCAACUUUAUUCUGUGCAUUUUUAAGCUGUGUCCUUGAAAGUGAUCUGACAACAUUGUGUUGACCAGGUUCAGACUGUUCAGUUAUUGUUCUUGGUUUCUAGAAAGAAAUGGUGAUGAAACAAACCCUUUAGUGUAUUCUCUAAUUUGUACUUGUCAUUCUUCAAACCCAUUGGACAAGGUCUGGGGGAGGGACUUAAUUUUGUCCAAUAGGCUGUAUGGGAUAUGUUGAAGGGGCCACUAGUUCCAUUUCCGUUACUCUCCCUAUAGUUUCCCUCAGUCUUCACAGCACAUACUUACUGUUUCAUUAUAGUGGAUGUGAAGUGAUGAAUGAACACAUUUGACUGGGAUUUGUUCUCAGGUAAGUGCAAGUGUCCAAAAAGAUGGUUUGAGUUUCAGUCACAGUGCUUCCUGAUUGACAAGAUGGUGAGGACCUGGCGUGAAGCAGAGCACAACUGUGUGUCUCUGGGCUGGAAUCUAGAGUCUGAGCAUGAUUCCGACAGCUACUCUGGACACUUGGCAUCGGUGCACAACCCUGAGGAAUUCCAGUUCCUGCAGGAACUAACACAGACUGUGAGCCUCCCGCUCUGGAUUGGAGGUUCAGCCCAGAGAAACAUAGGUGGAAUGAUGCAAUGUGUUGAAUGAAGUUUCCUUCCCUGUGUUCUCUAAGGACAGAGUAGAUCUGGCAGAAUCAGAUUUCAGUGUCUCUGAACACUAGGGAUAAUCACAGGCAUGAAUGUUUGUGUAUGCUCCUGAUUUGACUAAUAAAACAAGUGCACACAUUCCUCUUGCCAGAAUUAUUGCCUCCAUGAUACUGCUCUGCAUUAAUCUUUAUAUCUUCUAUACAAUGCAAACCUACAAUCUGAGGUGGUUCUUUGUGAACUGGAGAGGGAGGACCAUGUGCUUAUGAUUAAAAUGAGUUUAAAAUGGCACAGGGGGCAAUGAAUAUUCUGCACACUACCCAGG